AUCGCGACACAGACCGCCACAGCGCCCGCGAAUCCGAGUGCCCGCGCACCGUCCACGCCCACGUCUGAACCCUUGAAGCAGUUGCGCGCAUCCACCGGCGACGCGUGCUAUAAGAUUCUUCAGCAAGCGAUGCGCCGGCACCGCUUGCCGUUGGAAGACUGGCGGAAGUAUGUUCUUGUGAUCUGCUACGGCGACCAGGAGCGGAUUUUGCGCAUGGAUGAGAAGCCCGUGGUGGUAUUUCGUGAGCUCCGCGAGAUGGGGCAGCAUCCGGCGAUUAUGUUGCGACAGGUGGAUAAUGGUGAGGAUGAGGGCGAGUCACAGACCCCGGGUGGGAAGCUCUAA
Babjeviella inositovora NRRL Y-12698 is the source of this 342-nucleotide messenger RNA. RefSeq names its product Ste50p (gene STE50). The record is from RefSeq and is a predicted model, not a curated record. The annotation marks the transcript as partial. The transcript has a single exon. Gene Ontology annotation, biological process: signal transduction. NCBI's taxonomy places the organism in Eukaryota, Fungi, Ascomycota, Pichiomycetes, Serinales.